Molecule: messenger RNA, 1556 nt
Organism: Candoia aspera
Lineage: Eukaryota; Metazoa; Chordata; Lepidosauria; Squamata; Candoiidae
Product: protein mono-ADP-ribosyltransferase PARP12-like
Exons: 8
Coding region: 513-1472 (319 amino acids)
Biological process (GO): positive regulation of mRNA catabolic process; response to virus; positive regulation of type I interferon production
Cellular component (GO): nucleus
Molecular function (GO): NAD+-protein mono-ADP-ribosyltransferase activity; NAD+ poly-ADP-ribosyltransferase activity; RNA binding
Source: RefSeq, a predicted model, not a curated record
CGUUGAGUGUAAAGAGCAGUAGUCUAGGAAGAAGUCCAGAAAGAAGUCAAGGCUUGGCAGAUUUUUUUGCACCUUGAUAAUGUUUAGUCUCCAUGGAAAAGAAGAAAAAAGAAAUGACAUUGGGAUUUUGAGUACCUGCAUUAUGAAAGCUUUACUUUAGAAUUAGGGAAAAGUGACACCUGCUGUAAAAUUUUGGAAGUUAGAACUCUGUGCUGAGAUUUUGUUUGUUUCCUUAUUUUCAUUUUGUAGCUUUUUCUGAUUGUUUUAAAACUUCCCCUCUGGCUUGAAUCUGAUCAAGCCUUAUAUUCUGCUGGGCUGGUUCUAAACUACAAAUAUGGUUUGAUUGUUGUAGAAUUAAUUCACAUUAAAAAAUGGAUAUAUUUUUUCUUUCCCUGCUGUUUCUACAUGAAUAUUGCUGCUGGAUUUAUCUAGAGAAUAAUAAAAGGCAAGAGAAGGAACAGCAAGAAAAGAAGAUGCCUGGCAUAAGAAUUCACAUCUGACUCUCCUUGUGAAUGCCAGUGGUCAUGCUGUUAGACUCCAUUGUCAGAAUAGAGUUUGUCUGGUAUUGGCUGGAUGAAAAUGGCAAGUGGAUUGAGUACGGCCAAAAGGAUUCUGAACACUGUGCUGCCUCAAUAUCAUCCUCUGAGUUGGAGACUACUUUCCUAGCCAACCACAGAGGAGUUGUAUUCUUCCAGGCUGGGGUUCAGCUGUAUGAAUUAAAUUUCCAAGAGAUGAUUCAGAGAAAUGUGUACUACCAAACACAGAGGAGAGUCUGCAGAUGGCCCAGACUUGUAUUUUUUGGAGGUAGACAUAAAAGUGAGAAGAGCUGCCGUUUUGAAUCUUCUUUUCCCUUCCACUCAUUUCCUUCAACCUGGGACCAAUCAGCACUUCCUGACAUAGGCUAUAAGCUGGUAGAGGUCUCUGAUUCUUCAGAAGAGUAUCAUGAAAUCAAGGGGCUAUUUGACAAGACAAUGGAAGGUUACAUUAUACACCGACUUCAAAGAAUUCAGAAUCCUUCUCUCUGGCAAGUCUUUCAGUGGCAAAGAGAACAGAUGAAGAAGUUGAAUAGAGGACAGGAAAUUGAUGAAUGGCUCUUGUUCCAUGGCACUAGCACAUCUCACCUGUAUGAUAUCUGUAGGCAAAACUUUGACUGGAGAAUCUGUGGCACACAUGGAACACUAUAUGGAAAAGGAAGCUAUUUUGCCAGAGAUGCCUGUUACGCUCAUGCAUACUGCCAGUCGAGGAUUCACACAAAGGCCAUGUUUGUAGCUAGAGUUUUGGUUGGAAACUCUGUCCAAGGAAAAGCUGCUUACGUCCGCCCUCCUUCUAGACCUGACCAAUCAAACAGCUUCUAUGAUAGCUGCGUGGACAAUGUUCUGAAUCCUUCUGUUUUUGUCAUCUUUGAGAAGCACCAGAUUUACCCAGCGUAUAUUGUGGAGUAUGAGGAACUGUCCCAUUGUGUGAUCAUGUAAAGGCAGCAAUUCUUUGUUUUUCCUUAAGCAUGACCUUUCAUCUUUUAUAUGUGCAUAUAAACUUGAAAUAUUUCUCAUUUGAAA